AUGACCACUUGGAGCCAGGACCGAGCGUUUGACACCAAACUUCUUGGGAUGGAGAUGGUUGACACUUGGGACUGGUUCAGUCGCAGCCACCACUGGACAAAAUCCAACUAUCUUUUAGGAAUCCUUUCCCUCUGCGAUACAGGGCUUCUUCACAUGCUUGGAAACUUGACAAUACUGGAGGAUGAGGAUCAUGAGGAUGACACCUCCUCUAUCCCAGAAUCCACCUACUCUUUCAACUCUCAGGAGGGUCAUCCAGACCUGGACCUCCUCAUCUGUGCCAGCUCUUUCUAUGACCCUGUCAACAUGCACCAUGAAACUGACAUCGACACCAUCGAUGGAGGCCAGGAGACAUGCCAUGAUCCAGAGCUCUCCAAGAGCUGCCAACUCCAUGUAGCUCCAUGGGCGGUGGUGGGUGCCAGCCCUACCUCUGAAGGCCUGCAGGGCUUUGGCAGUGUGUGUAUGGGGGUGGUGAAGGAGGAUAGUGACACAGACUCCACCUGUUCAGACGACCCUGCUCUGAUGGUGGUCCCUCGGUCCUCCACCUCUCUGUCUGGGGUCUGCCGAUACAGAAACUUCAUCCGGGGUCUCCCUGUUCAUCUUGCCAAGAGGAUUUUAGGUCUUCUAGACAAGACCUCUCUGAACAGCUGCAGGGAUGUCUCCCAACACUGGCGAUACCUGACGGAAGACACUCAGGAGGACCUUAAUGCCAAGAAGAUGGUGGAGAAACAAGCUAUGUUGAUGCAGAGCAACACUACAGGUGUCAGCUCUACAUAUGCCAAAGUCCGCAAGGUCCUAGUGCCCAUCAGGGAGGAUGAGAAGCACAUGCACCACGGAGAAAUCUUCUCCAAAAUCAGACAGGAGAGGGGCUUUGAGGCCAUCUAUGCUGGCGUUAGAACCCGAGCCAUACAGAUGGAAGAGCGGAAUGUCUACUGUGGAGUGUACAACGUUCUGGUGCUGCUGGACAGGGAAGACCCCUCCAGGGUGGUGCACUACAGUGGAGGUCAGCUGGUGGCCGUGGGGUCCAAGGACCGCGUGGUGCGUCUGCUGGACGUGCUGACACUGAAGGAGGUGUCCCCGGUGAUCCAGGGCCAUGCCGGCUCCAUCAGGGCCCUGCUGCUCUGUGAGGAGAGAGGACUGGUCAUUAGCGCCAGCUACGACCUCAGCAUCAGGUGUUGGAAUCUGAAAACAGGCGUAUGCCUUAUGCUCUUCCGUGGCCACUUGGGUACCAUCAACUGCCUGGACCUGCAUGGGAAUUGUCUAGUCUCAGGGGCCAAUGAUUGCAAAGUCAAAGUGUGGAACCUGCAGACAGGGCAUUGCUAUGAGAAGCUGAAGUUUAGGCACCACCACCCCAUCCUGUGUGUGAAGAUAGACAAGGCUCUAGUGAUGAGCAGCUGUGACAAAGGGCUGGUCAAAAUGUGGGGUAUGGAGACCGCCUCACUCCUCAAGGUAAUCGAUGCCCACCAGAGCUCUGUAAAGUGUCUGUUCUUCGACCAGUGGCACAUCCUGUCAGGUGGUUCUGAUGGACAGGUCAUGGCCUGGAGCACCAACUGUGACAUAAAGAAGAACCUGAUGACCUAUCGCCAUCCAAAGGAGGUCCUGGCGCUGAUCUACCUCUUCCUGCGUGUCAUUACCGGCUGUGAGGACGGGAAGAUCCGCAUCUUCAACUUCCUGACAGGGGACUGCCUGAGAGUCAUCAAGGCUGGGGGUCAACACAGCCCUAUCCAGUCCCUGCACACACACAACAACAAUAUGGUGGUGAACACGGGGACCAGUGUUCUGAUCUACCAGUUCACCAGGGUGCGCUGGGAUUACUCCGUGCUGGCCGAGAGGGAGUUCUUUAACGAGUUCAGGGGUACUCUUAAAAGCAUGCUCAAUAAAGACAAGUACCCCUACUCCAACGUGCGGGCUGAGCGCAUGACACAGGUGGGCUCGUCCAAUCGUAAGAUCUACGACCGUGAGGGCAAGAAGCCGGAGAGGCCCGAGCUGUCCCAUCACACACGCUCUCUGUCAGCCCCCAGCAUGCGCCGAGCACAGGCUGCGCAGCAGGAGUCUAUGAGGCCGGCCACGUGGAGUGAGCUUCAGGGCCACCGUAGGAGCCGGGCCUACAUUGACCUGCAGCCAGAGUUCAUCACCAAGCCCCCCUCGGCCAUCUCUCCUGGAAGACCAGUCAGCGGACACAGCCAGGACUCCCAAAGCAGGGCCAGUCACACGCCCAGGAGCGAAACCACUGGCUCAGCCAGGGAGCUGUCUGUGAUGACUAAGUGGGUGCUGACGCGCAGCGAGAAAGCAGUGAAAGACCGAGUGAAGAAGAGGGGGCCCCAUCGGCCCGUCACCCCUCAGCAUGUCCUCCUCAAGGUCAACUCCACCCACCAGCCGCAGGGAAGCGACCAAGCCGGGGCCAACAUGAAACUCAACGCCCAGAUACGAGAUGCAUGGGGCUCCCCUCCACCUGUCCAGGGGGUGGAUCCAGAGCCCCACGCCUCACCAUUCCCACCUACAACCCCAAAACAGAGCCCCCAGAGUCAGUCACAGAAGGCCCCAGCAGGACCCAGCCACCAGGUCUUGCAACAUGGCAUGAACAAGACCUACGUCCCCCUUAUGACCCGCACUCUGGAUCUCAAACUGAGGCAAUCCCUCGACAGCCGUGAAGUCUGUUCCAGCAGUCCCUCCCCAGCUGUGAUGCGGCCUCACACCAGCCACGCAGCUUCCACCCAGCGCACGCCAUGCCCCGAGCCAGAGAAGAAGAGGCCCCAGACCUCCUGUGGUAUAGCGGGUCUGGCGGUGCGUAAGGUGGGGGCAUUCACUACCACUGCCCAGUCGAAUGUCCAGGCCCCGCAGCGCAUGUUCAUGAAGGUGAGCAGCAAGCGGCCAGGACGCCACGUGGACUUUGAGAUGCCCAAUAAGACCAUUAGCCAGUACAACCCUCUAGACCCAUUCAGGGAGCGUGGGGCCUUCAGGCUCCACACAGACACCCAGUUGGAGGAGUACUUCAGGGUCCAGAACCACCAACUGAAUCAGCAGGGGGAGGGAUGCUAUAGGACCAGGAAUGACCAGGACAGACAGAGGAAGGGGGUCUGGAAGAUGAAGGUCAAAGGUGUCCCUGCCUUAGACUUCCCCAAGCAGGACCAGGUGUAUGCCCCUGAGCUGGGCCAUGAGAUCUACAUCUGAAAUUGUCUGAGACUCAGCUGGACAGGUGUUUGGCUGGCUAAACCCAAUACACACAUGGAGCUUUUUGAACUGUGUGACCAUGCCAGGGCAAGAAUAGAGCCCAGGGCUUUUGCAUGUAUGAUUCUCCCCCCUGGUGGCUUGUCUCUUGGUUUGCUGAUCCUGAACUUUCUAUGCAAGAGUUAUUUUUAAAGAGACUAUGUGCCCCACUACUUGUGUAUCAUGUAAAUAUAUAGAUGCAUUUCUCUACUC
Molecule: messenger RNA, 3417 nt
Organism: Salvelinus namaycush (lake trout)
Lineage: Eukaryota; Metazoa; Chordata; Actinopteri; Salmoniformes; Salmonidae
Gene: fbxw10
Product: F-box and WD repeat domain containing 10
Exons: 15
Coding region: 1-3168 (1055 amino acids)
Molecular function (GO): protein binding
Source: RefSeq, a predicted model, not a curated record